Cyprinus carpio (common carp) is the source of this 1676-nucleotide messenger RNA. RefSeq names its product zinc finger and BTB domain-containing protein 43-like. The record is from RefSeq and is a predicted model, not a curated record. Gene Ontology annotation, molecular function: RNA polymerase II cis-regulatory region sequence-specific DNA binding; protein binding; DNA-binding transcription factor activity, RNA polymerase II-specific. NCBI's taxonomy places the organism in Eukaryota, Metazoa, Chordata, Actinopteri, Cypriniformes, Cyprinidae. Gene Ontology annotation, biological process: regulation of transcription by RNA polymerase II.
ACUGAAAACACAUGUCAAUCUGGCACUCAGCGGAAAGUAGGCGUGUUUGUUUACAUUUCUUCCUGCGCCACGCGACUGUGCGUGAUGACGUAAGCUGUACGCAGCGCUCUGGCUCUCGGAAGAGAGAAGGCACGUUAGCUUUCAGAAAACCGGACUAAAAUGAUGCAAAAACCGAGUGUUUAGAUUCUGUGUAACCAUGGAGACUGAUGCACACUCCUUCCACGUGGAGUUCCCGGAUUUUUCCUGCUCGCUCCUGAAGAAGCUGAACCAGCAGCGGCAGAGAGGGCAGCUGUGUGACCUCAUCGUGUCCAUCGGCGGCCAUCAGUUUCGCGCCCACCGCGCGGUUCUGGCCGCCAGCUCUCCGUACUUCUGCGAUCAGGUGCUGCUGAAGAACAGCGCCCGCGUGGUGUUGCCAGACGUCAUGCAUCCGUGCGUUUUCGAGCAGCUCCUGUUGUCGUGCUACACGGGAGGGCUUUCGGUGCCGGCUGAAGAAGUGGUUUCCUUCUUAACAGCCGCGAGCUUCCUGCAGAUGUGGCACGUGGUGGACAAAUGCACUGAGCUUCUGGAAGUAGGGAAGAAAAACCGGAUCGACCAUGGAUCGUCUCCGAAAGGUGAUGGUUAUACCACUGAUAGUGAGGACGCUGGUCAGACUGCAGGUCAGGGAGAAGAUCUAGCCGAUUUAGAUCCUGCUUUAGGUCCAGCGACGUUAGAAAGCGCCGGUUGUUCAUCCCCAGAUGAUCCGAGCAGUGAGAAUGGCUCGGACGCAAUGGAAAACCAGUGCUCUAGACCGGCUUAUGUGCCGCCGAGCAUAAUGGGACACAGAAAGAAGGUGCAUAUUAAAUCAGAGAGGCAGAAUCGAGAUGCUUGCGGCAGCUUGUUUGGCGGCGUAAAUGAUUCAGACGAUCCAAACAUAGCAGAGGAUUGUUUUGACGAGAAGCUGGUGGAGUGCUUGGAUCGAGACUGCUCUUAUGAAGAGCCGUUAGACUUCUACGGGACCUCCAUGGAGAGCUUUUCGCAAGCCUCGGAUGAGCUUUCCAACCCGACGUCCAGGGAGAAGCUCCAGCUCGAAGGAGGUGCUGAUGAUUCUAAAGGGGAGACGGCGGUUGACGACGGCUUAAAGGAGCAGACCUCUCACUCAGGCUUCGCUUCGGUGGUUUACAAGCUCUAUCCGUGCCAGUGCGGCAAAAGUUUCACGCACAAAAGCCAGAGGGACCGGCACAUGAGCAUGCAUCUGGGUCUGAGGCCGUUUGGUUGUGCCGUUUGUGGCAAAAGCUUCAAGAUGAAGCAUCACCUGGUGGGCCACAUGAAGAUCCACACGGGCAUCAAACCCUACGAGUGCAGCCUGUGCUCCAAACGCUUCAUGUGGAGAGACAGCUUCAACCGACAUACCUCCACGUGCGCAAAGGCCCAUCAGACCCGACGGGCCUCCCAGAGCUGCUAGAGAAACCUCUGAGAAACCUCAGCAUGGAAGCAUCCUUGACCUGAAUGCCAAACUAGCCACUGUACACAGUAGAGUUAUUUUAAACAAGCACCUCAGUUUUGAACAGAGGCCUUCUGUUCAGUUCAUUUGUUCAGGUGUAAAGUAUCGGUCAAAAGUUGGGAAUAAUUGCAUUUUUGGUAAUGUUUUUAGAAGAAGAUUCUCAUGCUCACCAAGACUGCUGUAAAUUUGUGAAAUU